Messenger RNA from Magallana angulata, 1837 nucleotides. RefSeq names its product LRP chaperone MESD-like. Bases 22 to 699 code for a protein of 225 amino acids. The transcript has 5 exons. Lineage: Eukaryota; Metazoa; Mollusca; Bivalvia; Ostreida; Ostreidae. Gene Ontology annotation, biological process: protein folding. The record is from RefSeq and is a predicted model, not a curated record.
GUCAAAGUGAAAGAAGGAUCAAUGAUGUCGUGUACUUCACGAGUCGUUGUUUUGGUUUGUCUUAUAUUAACCAGCUACUGUGCAAAAGAGAAAAGUAAAGAAAAUGAACAGUGGAAGAAAAAGGAUAUCCGAGACUAUUCAGAAGCUGAUUUAGAACGCCUCUACGAUCAGUGGGAGGAAAAUGAUGAUGAAGAAUUACCUGAGGAUGAAUUGCCCGAGUGGAAGAGAGAACCUCCUAAAGUUGACCUCUCCCAGCUUGACCCCAAUAACCCUGAGCUGAUGCUGCAGGCCUCCAAGAAAGGACGGACUCUGAUGAUGUUCGCCACAGUAUCAGGUGACCCAACAGAGAAAGAAACAGAACAGAUUACACAAUUAUGGCAGACCAGCUUAUUUAAUGCUAACUACGAGAUACAGAGGUACGUUGUGGGCAGCAAUAGAGUGAUAUUUAUGAUCAAGGAUGGCUCCAAGGCAUGGGAGAUAAAGAACUUCCUGGUCACCCAGGACCGAUGUGAGGAGGUCACCAUCGAGGGAAAGAACUACCCCGGGGCUGCCGCCAAGGACAAAGAUGCAGAUAAAUCAAAACAGAAAGAAGAGAAAAAGAAAACCAAGAAAAAAGAAGAUAACGUUGCCAGCAAAAAGCCUGAGAAGAAGUCUGCCAAAAAAUCGGAAAACGAUAUUCGUAGAAACGAUGAGUUAUGAUCACUCAGGAGACAUAGUUCAACAAACAGACAGAGUUGGAUAGUUUUGUGGAGGCAAUUUUGUGGUGCUCAAAGGAAGAAACACCCACCACCUACCAUUACCAACAUCAGAUGGAGGCAGCAAGCAAACGUUUCUCUAACAUUAAUAUAUUAACUAUCAAUCAAGGAGUUGGAAAGAAAGGUGCGGGGUAAAUGGAUAGGGGAGAGACUGAUCGUACAUUUUUUGACAUUUAGUUAUUUUUAUGCUCUUUUUUGAUAGAAUAAAAUAUAUUGCCAAAGACAUAAAAAAAACAAAUUAUUAAUUCAUUAUUUUAUUUGUCAUUUAUAUCAGAAACAAAGGGAGAACAAAAUAAGAAAAGGUUUUUGAUAGGGUUAAUGCAAUAUAAUUUUACAUGAGACCAAGUGUUCGAUGAUGUAAAAUUUGACACAAGAAAUAUGCCAUAAUGUUUCAUAUUUAUACAAAUAUUUGUAUAUAUUUUAAUGAUUUCAUAUUUAGAUGAAAAUACUGCUCAGUAUAUGUACUUUUGAUAUUGUUUUUUGCUUUUUUUCAUAAAAUGAGUUCUGUUCUGUGUUAUCAGAUGACUGCGUCUUUAGUUACAGAACAAAUUAUUAAAAUAAUUGUAAUUAAGAACAAAGUCAUUUUAAUAUUUAUCUCUAAGAAUGGAAACUAUAGUUGCCAAGUGGACCAAAUGUUCAUUUUUUUUUGCACUUUCAUAGAUCUACAUUUGUAUAUGUUAAAGUUACUAGGAUAAAGUGCAAUAGAUUCUGUUACAAAAAGCAAAAUUAUCUUUAAAAAUCCCCAAAGCAAAAAAAAAAUAAAACCAAAAAACCAAUAAAAAUCUCUGAAAAAAUUUGUUAUUUGGUGCAGAUUUGAAUUUCCUGGGGCUUGAGAGAAACAACCUAGAUUUGAAUUAACCUCUUGCAAUGUUGAUUGUUAAUUUUUGAUGUGUGAAGUUAUAUUGUUAAUUAACACUUCCGUUACAAUGUUAUGUCACAUUUCCUUAAUCUGGAUAACAGUACUCAUGACUGGCCUAGACAAUGUAUUAUACAUUAAGAAAAAAUUAACAAAACUGGAAAUUUUACGAAGUGGAUUUUCUAUAAUUGUUUAUAAUGAAUAAAAUACUGAGAAAAAAGAGAAA